AUUGCGGCAAGGGUUUCACGUUGAGGAUAAAACUCUCGAAACAUCGGAAGUUGGAAUGUGUAAACGUAUAAGGUAACAGCGAUGUGGUCUUACAAGAGGGUGGACGGAUACGACGUCGGUGAUGUGCAUCAUCAACAACGAGGAAGUGCCAUCUACGAAACGCGCGAGAGGACUUACGUGUGCGCAGAUUGUGGCAAGAGUUACGCGGUGAAAAGGUCCCUCUGGAGGCAUCGGAAGUUCGAGUGCGUGAAUGCGAAACCGAAAUUCAGCUGUGACAUAUGCUCAUACAAGAGUCCUCACAAAUGGUGCAUCGACAAACACAGAAAGAAGCAUCACGACAUUUUCUACAAUCGCUUCCCUAAUUAAAGCUCCUAGCACUAUCGAAUCGAUUUGGAACGUUGCUCUUGUGAUGAAACGAUUUCUUCUGAAACGAUCGUUUGUGAUGAAACGAUUUUUUCAUAACAUUAUGUUUUACUAAUCUUCCAAUUAUCUAAAUGCAGCUAUAGUUUUCCAAAUUUUACGAACGAUUGAUUGUACCGAUAAAAAAAUUCGAUUGGUAGAAGAAUUUAUA
This is a messenger RNA of Trachymyrmex cornetzi, 571 nucleotides long. Its product is annotated as zinc finger protein 549-like. Bases 82 to 366 code for a protein of 94 amino acids. The transcript has 2 exons. Lineage: Eukaryota; Metazoa; Arthropoda; Insecta; Hymenoptera; Formicidae. The record is from RefSeq and is a predicted model, not a curated record.